AUGGGAGUGGCAACCUCGUUGCCUGCGCCUGCAGAUUGCUGUCAGGUGCAGCAGGAUUCGGCCAGUUCGACGGCGUUGGCAGUCGAGAUCUGCGAUGCAGGACCCAUUCCUGCUGCGCACCCUGUCCCGGGCCAGCAAGAGCCUGCCCAAGCCGGCCUUGAGGACGAGGGGCGAGGAACGAACGCCUUGCCAGUGACGGAGAUGGAAUCUAUGGAGCUUGCAGAACCAGAGGCCGGCCAUGCCAAGUCCAAGCCCAUGCCCAUCGGCAUCAGCAAGAGCCAGCGCGUCACGCACGGCAGGUACUCCGAGGUCGACAUGGAAAUCGUCCGCGGCAUCUCCCUUCGGAAGUCGCUGGCCAAUCUGGGUCGGGUCUGGCGCUACAGCCCCCAAACCUGGUCGAUGGAAGACCGCAUGAGCCUCUACCAGCUUUCGAAAGAGGUGCCAGAGUUUCAGAUGUUCAUCUCACACACCUGGAGGACGCCUGGCAGAUGGAAGGUGCUCUCGCUGUCCUUCCAGUGCGGCUGGCACCACGUCCUGCUCUGCUGGUGUGGCGCCGUGUUUCUUUGCUUCGGCCUCUGCCUGGCUGAUGUACUCCCGAUGCCUUUCAAGUACAAGGCGCGGAUUCUGGGCUUCACCGGCCUAUGCCCCAUGGGCUUUUGGGUGUUGCUUGGUGCCUUCCUGACCACAGUGCUGAGUCUGGCAUCGGUUCCCCUGCUGCCCGACAGGUGCCAGCGCUCUGAUAUCAGCUUUGUGGACGUCACCAGCAUCCACCAGGUGGACCACAUGCUGAUGGAGCGCGGGGUGUAUGGAAUCGCCGGGUUCUUGAGUAUCUCCUCAGAGCUGCGCAUCUUGUGGAGCUCGCCGUACCUGUCGAGGCUCUGGUGUGUCUUCGAGCUUGCGGCAUACAAGAAAGUGAACCCGGAGGGAAAGAUUACGUUCAGACCCCUCUUCGUGGAAAGGGUCGUGUCGGUGAUGAUGGCUUCAACGUACGUCUUCGCCAUGGCGUUUCUGAUCGCCAGGGACAUCCUGGGCCCUGGUGCCAUACUGCUUGGCUUUGGCUUCGCCAUGUGGGUGUGCCCCUACUCACUCGGUAUUUAUUUGCUCCGAAUGAACUUCCGGGAGAAGCACCAACUGGUCUCCCAGCUAGCCUCCUUCGACUUGGAUCAGGUAGACUGUGCCGAGAAAUUUGAUCGUGACUUCAUCCAUGCCGCCAUCGAGAAGUGGUAUGGAAGCAAGUCGGCCUUCACCCAGUUCGUGCGUCAAGAUCUGAGGCAGGAGCUGGAGAAGACUGCGCUUGCCACCCGCAUUCCCAGGCGCUAUUUGAUGCUUAUGCUCACGCCUGUCCUCAGUUUGAGCAGUGAGUUCUUCCUAGCCAACUGGAAAGGCGGGGCACCCUUCGAGUGUUUGUUCUCCUUUGCGGUGGGCAUUUUCAUCGCCUUCGAUAUCUUCUACCUCAUGGCUUGCUACCUCUUGAUGGCCUACCUUUGCGACGUCUUGGCCCCCAAGCGCUUCGGUUGCCUGGAUCACCUGCAGACUCUCUUCGUGAUCGUUUUGGUAGGACUGAUGAGUUACGGCCUUCAGUGGUCGGCGCAGGCUUACCAGGCGAGCCUCGCCGGAGCAUUCAUCUUCCUGGCGCUCUCAAUGGUUUUUGCCGCACUGAUGUGGUGGCUGGAGGGGAAGAAGUGUUCCCAGUCGAUCAAAGAGGCCCACGAAUCUCCGGAGAUGAAGGAGUUGCCCUCGUCUGGGGUGCCCUCUCAAAUUGUGGAGGCCAUCGAAGGUGGUGAGAAGACUGCCCCGGGCCCGGCCUCUGCGGACAAGGGGCAGAUGGCUGCCCUGGGGCCUGCAGAGACAGAGGCCACACAUGCCGAGAGCCAGUCCGUCCCCGCAGCCAUCAGUACUCUGGGGUCAAGCGAUCGCCUUACGCAACGCAGGUACUCUGAGGUUGAUGUGGAAAUCGUGCGUGGCAUCUCACUCCGCAAAUCCCUCGCCAACCUGGGCCGGGUUUGGCGCUACAGCCCGAAAACCUGGUCGCUGGAGGACCGCAUGAGCCUUUACCAGCUCUCCGCGAAGGUGCCAAAGUUUCAGAUGUUCAUCUCCCACACUUGGUGGACGCCUGGUAGAUGGAAGGUGCUUUCGCUGUCCUUUCAAUGCGGCUGGCACCACGUCCUGCUCUGCUGGUGUGGCACCGUAAUUCUUUGCUGGUGCCUUUACCUGGCAGAUUUUCUCCCGAUGCCUUUCAAGUACAAGGCGCGGAUUAUGGACUUCACCGAGCUUUGUCCCAUGGGCUUUUGGGUGUUGGCUGCCGGCUUCCUGAGCACCGUGCUGAGCCUGUCAUCGGUCCCCCUACUGCCCGACAGGUGCCAGCGCUCUGACAUCAGCUUCGUGGACGUCACCAGCAUACACCAGGUGGACCACAUGUUGAUGGAGCGUGGGGUGUAUGGAAUCGCCGGGUUCUUGAGUAUCUCCUCUGAGCUUCGCAUUCUGUGGAGCUCGCCGUACCUGUCGAGGCUCUGGUGCGUCUUCGAGCUUGCAGCAUACAAGAAAGUGAACCCGGAGGGAAAGAUCACGCUCAGACCGCUCUUCGUCGAAAGAGUCGUGUCGGUCAUGAUGGUUUCAACGUAUGUGUUCGCUAUGCUCUUUCUGAUUGCAAGGGACGUCAUCGGCCCUGGUGCCAUACUGCUUGGCUUCUCCUUUGCCAUGUGGGUGGUUCCGUACUCGCUUGGUAUCUACUUGCUCCGAAUGAACUUCCGCGAGAAGCACCAACUGAUCUCCCAGUUAGCCUCCUUCGACUUGGAUCAGGUCGACUGCGCCGAGAGCUUUGAUCGUACGUUCAUCCAUUCAGCCAUCGAGAAGUGGUACGGCAGCAAGGGGGCCUUCACCCAGUUCGUGCGGAACGACCUGAGGCUGGAGCUGGAGAAGACUGCGCUCGCCACCCGCAUCCCCAGGCGCUACUUGAUGCUCAUGCUCACCCCUAUCCUCAGUUUGAGCAGCGAGUUCUUUGUGGCGAACUGGAAAGGCGGCGCACCCUUUGAGUGCUUGUUCUCCUUCGCCGUGGGCAUCUUCGUCGCCUUCGACAUCUUCUACCUCAUGGCUUGCUACCUCCUGAUGGCCUACCUUUGCGACGUCUUGGCCCCAAGGCGCUUCGGCUGUUUGGAUCACCUACAGACUCUGUUCGUGAUCGUCUUGGUUGUGGGACUGAUGAGUUAUGGCGUGCAGUGGUCGGCGCAGGCUUACCAGGCGAGUCUCGCCGGUGCGUUCGUCUUCCUUGCGAUCUCCGUGGUGUUCGCAGUGUUGAUGUGGUGGUUGGAGGGGAGAUCUCGCUGUGGACAGACGUGUCAUGGGUCGAGCAAGGAUGCUCGUGACACGGAGUUCCCGCAGAACACAGGUACUCCCUGA
Molecule: messenger RNA, 3396 nt
Organism: Symbiodinium natans
Lineage: Eukaryota; Dinophyceae; Suessiales; Symbiodiniaceae
Source: the annotation of a GenBank genome assembly